This is a messenger RNA of Pseudozyma hubeiensis SY62, 3255 nucleotides long. RefSeq lists its product as hypothetical. The coding region runs from base 1 to 3255 and encodes 1084 amino acids. Lineage: Eukaryota; Fungi; Basidiomycota; Ustilaginomycetes; Ustilaginales; Ustilaginaceae. The transcript has a single exon. The record is from RefSeq and is a predicted model, not a curated record.
AUGAAGUUCAACGCUGGAUUCACCGCUUUCGUCGCUGCUUCGGUGGCCACUGCCCACCUCGGCUCCGCUGCUCCCAUCACGCAGUCCAACACUCAAGGCACUUCGCAGCAAGCUUCGGGCAAGGACGUCGUUCAGUCCUCUGACUCGAUCCAGGCCAACAAGCAGGGCGUCAAGAUCGCUAGCGACAACGCUUGGAAGGCUUCGCACCCCGCCAUCGUUGUCCCCGCCGCUUCGCACCCGGCUUCUUCUUCUUCUUCGGCACCCGCCCCUUCGCACUCUGCCUCUUCGCAUCCCUCGGAUGGCGGUGGCUCAACUGGUGACCUCAUCAACGUCAACGCUCUGAACGGCAACAAGGCCAACGUUCAGGCUGCCGGUACCGGUGACCAGACCAACAAGCGCUCCACUGGCGACCUUGUUCACCUCGUCGCCCUCGACGGCAACGAUGCCAACGCUCAGGUCCUUGGCACUGGUAACCAGAAGAACAAGCGUGGUUCCACUGGCGACCUCGUCGACCUCGACGCCCUCAACGGCAACAACGCCAACCUCCAGAUCCUCGGCACUGGCAACCAGAAGAACAAGGACGACGACUGCAAGGACGACAAGUCCUCCAAGCACGCUUCCACUGGCGAUCUUAUCAGCGCCAACCUGCUCAACAACAACAACGCCAACGCUCAGGUUGCCGGCACCGGUAACCAGAAGAACGCUGCCCGUGGCCUCUUCGAGUCGGCUCAGGGUAAGCAGGGUGCUUCCGCAAACGGUUACGGCGGCUCUUCGCUCCAGGGCCAGACCAACACUCCCGUCCUCUCGGGUUCGGGCAACACUCUCACCUCGGGUGGUGCUCAAGGUUCCGAGAACAACGGUCAGGGUGGUGACAUCACCCAGAACCUGCUCCAGCAGCUCCAGGGUCGUCAGCUCUUCUCGUCUGGCAAGCAGGGUGCCUCUGCCAACGGCUACGGUGGAGAGUCUGCCCAGGGUCAGUCCAACGCCCCCGUCCUCUCGGGCUCCGGCAACUCGCUCACCGCCGGUGGUGCUCAACAGGCUCAGAACGACGGCACUGGUGGACAGAUCCAGCAGGGCCUCCAGCAGCUCCAGCAGCUCGGUGGCAGUGGCGGCAGCGGCGGCGCUAGCAGCCUCUUCGGUAGGCGCCAGCUCUUCUCUCAGGGCAAGCAGGGUGCUUCCGCCGACGGUUACGGCGGAACUUCCCAGCAGGGCCAGAGCAACGCCCCCGUUCUUUCGGGUGCCGGUAACAGCUUGACCGCCGGCGGUGCUCAGAGCGCCGAGGACAACGGUACCGGUGGAUCGAUCGAGCAGUCCCUCUCUCAGCUCCAGAAGCUCGGCGGUGGCUUUGGCAAGCGCCAGCUUUUCGCCUCGGGCAAGCAGGGUGCUUCUGCUGACGGCUUCGGUGGCUCGUCCGCUCAGGGUCAGACCAACACCCCUGUCCUCUCUGGAUCGGGCAGCUCGCUCACCAGCGGCGGUGCUCAGGGUUCCGAGAACAACGGCCAGGGUGGUGACAUCACCCAGUCCCUCUCCCAGAAGCUCGGCCUCGGCAAGCGCCAGCUGUUCGCCUCUGGCAAGCAGCAGGGCAGUGCUGAUGGAUUCGGUGGCUCUUCUGCUCAGGGCCAGACCAACAAGCCCGUCCUUUCCGGAUCGGGCAGCUCGCUCACCAGCGGCGGCUCGCAGUUCGGCGAGAACAACGGUCAGGGUGGUGAGGUCCAGCAGUCGCUCGCUCAGAAGCUUGGUCUGAGCAAGCGUCAGCUUUUCGCCUCUGGCAAGCAGCAGGGCAGCGCCGAUGGAUACGGUGGCUUCUCCCAGCAGGGCCAGGACAACCGCCCUGUCGUCUCGGGCGCCGGCAACUCGGUCACCACCGGUGGCUCGCAGUUCGGUGAGAACGACGGAACUGGUGGAAGCGUCGACCAGUCUCUGCUCCAGAAGCUUGGCUUCAGCAAGCGCCAGUUCGAGGGGCUUGGACAGCAGGGCGCCUCGGCCAACGGUUACGGUGGCCAGAGCUCCCAGUACCAGUCCAACCGCCCCGUGGUCAGCGGAACCGGCAACUCUGUCACCGCUGGUGGCUCUCAGGGCGCCGAGAACAACGGUCAGGGUGGAUCGAUCGAGCAGUCGCUCUCUCAGCUCUUUGGUAAGCGCCAGUACCAGGGUCUCGGCCAGGGUAUCGGUCAGGGCAUCGACCAGACCGGCUCCGCCAACGCUCAGGGUGGCUCUGCCUACAUCUAUGGCAACAACGGACCUGCCUCGGUUGACGGCACCGCUACCGCCGGAAGCGUCAACCAGGGCGCCUCCGGAAAGCAGGACGGCGCUCAGUCUGCCACCCAGGGUCUCACCCAGGAGACCCUGAACCGGUUCCUCCAGGCUCGCCAGCUGCAGGACCUCUCGCAGGGCAUCAACCAGGGCAUCCACCAGAACGGCCAGGCCAACGCCCAGGGCGGCUCCGCCUACCUCGUCGGCGGCAACGGCCCCGCCACCGUCAAGAACGGUGCUACCGCUGGAACUGUCACUCAGAACGGCCAGGCUUCGCAGCAGGGCCAGCAGUCCGGCACGCAGUCGCUCGACCAGCAGCUGCAGAACGUCUUUGGCCGCGACAUCCAGGGUCAGGGUCAGGGUACCGCACAGAUCACCACGCAGAACGGCAACGCCGACGCCUACGGUGGCAACGUCAAGGUUGUCGGUGGUGGUGCUGGUAACUGGAACAACGGCAACGUGAAUGUGGAUGCUUCUUCGCACGCUGGUUCGGUCGACCAGACGAGCGCUCCCCAGCAGUCCUCCAACCAGGACGCCUCGCAGGUCUCGGACAAGGAGAACAUCAACUCCUUCUGGUCCCGCGAUGUCAACACCCAGAACCAGGGCAACACCCAGUCCGUCAACGCCAAGGCCGACGCUUCUGCCCACGCUUCCGCCCCCCGCGUUGCCUCCGGUUACUUCUGGACCUACCACCCCGAUUCUUACGUUGACAACACCGCUGUCGCCGGCAAGAUCAACCAAAACGUAGGCGCCAGCCAGUCCAACAACCAGCAGGCCACUCAGAACUCCAACAAGAACAUCCAGUCGCGUUCUGUUCCCUCGGCCACCUACAACUCGGCUGCGCAGUUCUCCAACGCCAACUCCCAGGGUGGUGACAGCUCCAGCUUUGAGACCAACGACAAGGUCGUCAACGGCAACGGUGUCACCUCCAACCAGGGUGGCGCUCAGACGAGCAACGGUUCGAGCUACGGUGGUUCGAUCAAGCAGCUCCUCCAGCUUUGA